AUGAAGCUCCUUACCAAGGAAGAAGAAGAGGCUCACUACCACACCGUCGUGAAGGGCGGUGCGAUCGGCGGUAUCUCCGGUCUGGCGAUGGGUGCCGCUGGUGUCGCCCUUGCCACUCGCCGGUUCCAUACGAUCCGCGCCCUCACACUCCCCAUGAAGGCCUUUCUGGUGACCUCAUCGGGUACAUUCGUCGGGAUCAUCGCGGCCGACCACGCCUCGCGCAAAUUCGGCGAGGAGCACAAUGCAGAGAAACAAUGGUAUGAAGAGCGCGAGUUGCGUCUGCGCUCUGAAGAAAACCGCGGGCUCUCCCUCACCGAGCGCGCCAUGGCGUUCGCUCGCCGCGAAAAGUACAAGAUUAUCGGUGCUACCUGGAUCGCCUCUAUGGUCGGCUCCUUUGCGCUUGUCAGCCGCAACCCGUACCUCUCUGGCUCGCAGAAGAUCGUCCAGGCCCGUGUGCAUGCGCAGGGCCUGACGCUUGGUGUUCUGUGUGCUUCGGCGGCGUUUGAGAUCUCGGACCAGCGCCGUGGUCGCGGUCUGCUGGAUUCCGCUAACAAAUCUAAGGGAGCUCAGGAGGAUGCGGCCGAGCCGGCUCCUGUGCACACUCAGGACAAGGAUGAGGGUGAUCUGUGGAAGGACAUGGUUGCUGCGGAAGAGCAGCGCCUGAAGGCCAAGCACCAGACCCUGAGCGUGAAGGAAGAGCACGAACAUGCCAAGAAGGCUGCUGCAGCUCAUAAGCAAGAGGGUGAGAAGGGCCAGGAGGGUGAUGCCUCCGACGCCGAACAGAAGACCGAGGAAGACAAAGCCGACGACAAGAGUGAAGAAAAGGCCGGCAAAGAGAAGAAGAACAAAGAGAAGACAGCCUAG
This is a messenger RNA of Penicillium chermesinum, 864 nucleotides long. Its product is annotated as HIG1 domain-containing protein. The record is from RefSeq and is a predicted model, not a curated record. The transcript is spliced from 2 exons. Gene Ontology annotation, cellular component: mitochondrial inner membrane. The coding region runs from base 1 to 864 and encodes 287 amino acids. NCBI's taxonomy places the organism in Eukaryota, Fungi, Ascomycota, Eurotiomycetes, Eurotiales, Aspergillaceae. Gene Ontology annotation, biological process: mitochondrial respiratory chain complex IV assembly.